CAAUCGGAGCGCGGGGAUCAGCGAGCUCUCCUCGCGGCUGCUGGUGCUGCUGCGGGUGCUGGAGCCGCCCGGACGGGGCUGAAGGAGGGGCGGCUGCGGGGCUGCCCUCCUUCCUCCCGGGACCGACGCCAUGUCUGAACGGGAAGAACGGCGCUUUGUGGAGAUCCCGCGGGAGUCAGUCCGGCUGAUGGCCGAAAGUGCGGGCGUGGAGCUGACCGACGAGGUGGCUGCUCUGCUGGCUGAAGACGUCUGCUACCGUCUGCGAGAAGUGACCCAGAACAGCUCCCAGUUCAUGAAGCACACCAGACGGCGGAGGCUGACGGUGGAGGACUUCAACCGGGCUCUGCGAUGGAGCAACGUGGAAGUGGUGUGUGGCCAUGGCGCUCCGGAGCCUCUGCCCUUCCGGGCUGUUAAGGAAGGAGAACUCUACUUCCAAGAAGACCGUGAGGUCAACCUGGUGGAGGUCGCUUUGGCCAACAACCUCCCCAAGGACUGCGCGGAGACAGCCGUGAGAGUUCACAUCUCUUACCUGGAUGGGAAAGGCAACCUGGAGGCUCAAGGCUCAGUGCCCAGUGCCGUCUCCGUGCUGACAGAUGACCUGUUGAAGUAUUACCAGCAUGUGACUCGAGCCGUCCUGGGCGAUGACCCUCAGCUGAUGAAGGUUGCCCUCCAGGAUUUACAGACCAAUUCGAAGAUUGCGGCUCUUCUGCCUUACUUCGUCUACAUCGUGAGCGGGGUCAAGUCGGUCAGCCACGACCUGGAGCAGCUCCACCGCCUUCUGCACAUGGCCAAGAGCCUCAUCCAGAACCCCUACCUGUGCCUGGGCUCCUACGUCAAGAGCCUCAUCGCCAGCGUGAUGUACUGCGUGCUGGAGCCUUUGGCUGCCUCCAUCAACCCCCUGAACGACCACUGGACCCUGCGGGACUAUGCAGCCCUCCUCUUGGGCCAGAUCUUCUGGACCCACGGGGAUCUGGUGAGCAGCUUGUACCACCAGAUCCUGCUCACCCUCCAGAAGGUGUUGGCCGAUCCCGUCCGCCCGCUAUGCUCGCACUACGGGGCCGUGGUGGGGCUGAACGCCUUGGGAUGGGAGGCGGUGCAGCGAGUCCUCUACCCCCACCUGUCCACCUACUGGUCCAACCUGCAGGUGGUACUGGACGAUUACUCCGUGUCCAACGCUCAGGUCAAGGCUGAUGGGCACAAGGUGUACGGGGCCAUCCUGGUGGCCGUCGAGCGGCUUCUCAAGAUGAAGGCCCAGUCCCUCUCGGUGCCCAUCCAGGCCGAGGGCGGGGGUCCUCAGGGGCGCCCGCGGGACGGUGUGCCUUGGCUCAGCCCCCUCCAGGACGCUCAGGUGGAGUUCGGCUUCGGCAUCGCCAGUCACCUGCUGCAGCUGGGCAGUGGGGGCCCCCAAGCCGGGGUGGGCAUCCCCUCCAGCCCCCCGGCCGUCCCGCUCCACGAGAUGUACCAGGAGCUCUACUACUUCUUCGGGGACAGCCUGGCCACCCGCUUCGGCACCGGCUCGGGGCUGUGCCCAGCAGGGCCGAUGCCCGCCAGCCCUCCCAAGACCACCGACACCAAGAAGGAGCAGCCGGCCUUCGGCACCGGGGACGCCGUGCGCAAGAUGCCCCAGCUGACCGCCAGCGCCACCGUCAGUCCGCGGGACGAGGAGAGCCCCCGCCCGGACUUUUCAGCCAGCCGGCCGGCCUUGCACCGCUCGGCCAGCCUGGCCCGUUCCCGCAGCGCCCUGCGCCAGCAGGGACACCGCCCCGUCGCCCGGGACGUCUUCCAGAAGUGCCGGUUUUCCCUGCAGGGGGCGCCCCACUUCAGUUUUGUGAUCGCCGGGCGCCAGGUGGAGCACCGGUGCCAGGGGCGCCUCUUCCAGACCUGUUUCCUACAGCACCAUGGCCCAACCCACAUCUCGCGCUAUGCCCAGAAGCUGCCCAUGAUCGGCCGGACCAGCAAACCUGCGAAAAAGUGGAGCCAUUCAGAUUAUUCCCUGUACUUACCUCUCUGAGCAAGGGGACUUUUCCAACCCUUUGGGAGUUCCUGGGGGCCCUCACCCAGAGACACCCCCCACCCUCACCCUGGGGGCCCUUCCAUCCAGGACCUGUCCCCAAUCCUUUGGAAGGGCCCCCCGAGGGAUUGCGGCUUGGAAAUCUGGGGCUACCCCCUUGGAAUAGCCAAGCCCCCUUAAGAAUUCAGUGGCUGAUGCUUCCUCUUGAAGGUUCCACCACAAAAGCGCGGUAGACAAAAGCGCGCUCGACGAAAGCGCAUACGUGACAUCAUCA
Thamnophis elegans (Western terrestrial garter snake) is the source of this 2285-nucleotide messenger RNA. It is a transcript of the gene TAF6L, whose product is annotated as TATA-box binding protein associated factor 6 like. Gene Ontology annotation, cellular component: transcription factor TFIID complex; SLIK (SAGA-like) complex; SAGA complex. The coding region runs from base 131 to 2011 and encodes 626 amino acids. Gene Ontology annotation, biological process: RNA polymerase II preinitiation complex assembly; transcription initiation at RNA polymerase II promoter. The record is from RefSeq and is a predicted model, not a curated record. Gene Ontology annotation, molecular function: RNA polymerase II general transcription initiation factor activity; transcription coactivator activity; protein heterodimerization activity. The transcript is spliced from 11 exons. Lineage: Eukaryota; Metazoa; Chordata; Lepidosauria; Squamata; Natricidae.